CACCAAAUCAACACUUUGUGCUUUGCUUGCGUGCCAGGCGAUGGUCGAGAGCGCCGCCGCUGCCGGGCAAUCAUCCUCGGCGAGGAAGUCUGGGGUGCCGGUGUUCGUGAUGAUGCCGCUGGACACGGUCAAGACAUGCUGCGGGAGCGGUCUGAACCACCGGAAGACCAUGGCGCGGGAUCUGGCGGCUCUCAAGAGCUCGGGCGUGGAGGGAAUCAUGGUGGGCGUGUGGUGGGGCGUCGUGGAGGGCGAGGAGCCGGGGCUGUACAACUUCGAAGGGUACAUGAAGCUCGUCGAGAUGGCGCGCGAUGCCAGGCUCAAGGUCCAGGCCGUCAUGUCCUUCCACCAGUGCGGCGGCAACGUCGGUGACACCGUCAACAUCCCGCUGCCGCGGUGGGUGGUGGAGGAGAUGGACAAAGACCAGGACCUCGCCUACACUGACCAAUGCGGACGCCGCAGCUACGAGUACGUGUCGCUCGGCUGCGACGACAUGCCCGUCCUCGACGGACGCACGCCCAUCCGGUGCUACACCGACUUCAUGCGCGCCUUUCGCGACCAUUUCGCCGCCUUCCUCGGGGACGCACCGAUCGCGCGCAUGCUGGGCCGCCACGGCGCCGUGCUCAACUUCACCUGCGUGGAGAUGCGCGACCAGGAGCAGCCACGGGACGCGCGGUGCCGUCCCGAGGGCCUGGUGCGGCGCGUGGCCGCGGCCGCCCGCGAGGCCGGCGUCCGCCUGGCCGGUGAGAACGCGCUGCCCCGGUACGACGAUGCGGCGCACGACCAGGUGGUGGCCACGGCUCAGGAGGAGCGGAUGGUGGCGUUCACGUACCUCCGCAUGGGCCCCGACCUGUUCCAGCCCGACAACUGGCGCCGCUUCGCCUCAUUCGUGACACGGGUGAGCCAAGCCGGCUAAUCCUCCUCGGUCGCUGCGUUCCGGUAGGCUCACGCUCGGCGUCCACUGCAACGAUGUUGCACGUCCUUUUUUUUAUGAGGGGGGUGUCCGGGUGUUGCACGUAUAAUAUAACCCCGGGGAUCUGUGGGAACGUACAAUGAAGAGCCCCUUUUCACGGACUGAA
Molecule: messenger RNA, 1076 nt
Organism: Aegilops tauschii subsp. strangulata
Lineage: Eukaryota; Viridiplantae; Streptophyta; Magnoliopsida; Poales; Poaceae
Source: RefSeq, a predicted model, not a curated record